Morus notabilis is the source of this 1387-nucleotide messenger RNA. Its product is annotated as peroxisome biogenesis protein 7. The record is from RefSeq and is a predicted model, not a curated record. Lineage: Eukaryota; Viridiplantae; Streptophyta; Magnoliopsida; Rosales; Moraceae. Gene Ontology annotation, molecular function: protein binding. Gene Ontology annotation, biological process: protein import into peroxisome matrix. The transcript is spliced from 2 exons. The coding region runs from base 204 to 1163 and encodes 319 amino acids. Gene Ontology annotation, cellular component: cytosol; peroxisomal matrix.
AAAACAAAUAAGAUAGUUUUCAUUUCACCCCGCCAAACCAAAUUCCAAGACAAUAAAACCUUAACCAACCAAUUCGAUCAGAGAGAGAGAGAGAGACAGAGAGAGAGAGUUCAGAUCAGAAUCUCCAGAUUGGAGAGAGCCCCAAAUCGGAGGCCGGCGCAGUCGAGAGAGCCCCAAAUCGGAGGCCGGCGCAGUCGAGAGAGAUGCCCGUGUUCAAAACCCCAUUCAACGGCUACUCCGUGAAGUUCAGCCCCUUCUACGAGCACCGCCUCGCCGUCGCCACUUCCCAGAACUUCGGAAUCCUCGGCAACGGCCGUCUCCACGUCCUCGACCUGUCCCCUUCCCCUUCCCCUCAACCCAUUUCCCAACUCACCUCCUUUGACACCGCCGACGGUGUCUACGACCUCGCCUGGUCCGAAUCCCACGACUCCCUUCUCGUCGCCGCCGUCGCCGACGGCUCCGUCAAGCUCUACGACCUCGCUCUCCCCCCUACCUCCAACCCCAUCCGCUCCCUCCACGAGCACUCCCGCGAGGUCCAGUCCGCCGACUACAACCCCGUCCGCCGCGACUCCUUCCUCACCUCCUCAUGGGACGACACCGUCAAGCUCUGGACCACCGACCGCCCCGCCAGCGUCCGCACCUUCAAGGAACACGCCUACUGCGUCUACUCCGCCGUCUGGAACCCCCGCCACGCCGACGUCUUUGCCUCCGCCUCCGGCGACUGCACUCUCCGCGUCUGGGACGUCCGAGAGCCCGGAUCCACCAUGAUUAUCGCCGCCCACGAGUCCGAAAUCCUCUCCUGCGAUUGGAACAAGUACGACGAUUGCUCGAUCGCAACGGCGUCCGUCGACAAGUCGAUCAAGGUCUGGGACGUGAGGAAUUUUCGGGUUCCGGUUUCGGUCCUUAACGGGCAUGGCUACGCCGUGAGGAAGGUGAAAUUCUCGCCGCACCGGAGGAGCCUGAUGGUGUCGUGCUCGUACGACAUGACGGUGUGUUUGUGGGAUUACAUGGUGGAGGACGCGCUUGUCGGGAGGUACGAUCAUCAUACGGAGUUCGCGGUUGGGGUUGACAUGAGCGUUCUGGUUGAAGGGCUUCUGGCGAGUACUGGUUGGGAUGAGCUUGUCUAUGUUUGGCAGCACGGGACUGACCCAAGAGCGCCUUGAAUAAAAGGAUAUUUAUGGUUAGCCAUGAAGAUUAGAAAGAACAUUUUGGCAUCUUCUUCAUCAUUGGUACAAAGUAAUGUUGUUGCAGCUGAUGCUGGAUGGAGAAGAUCUCUGGCAGAGAAGGUUUUUUGGAUUAACGUGUUUGCUGAGUUUUUGGCCUGCUCCUUUCAUAAAUUCCCAACUUCAUAACAUAUUAUAAAUACAAAGAAAACAAUACCAGUUGU